AUGAAAAACCACCACUCAGAAGCAAAUCUCUACCUUUUCCUGACAUCACCCAAGUCUCUCAAUUAUACUGUGGUGGCACCAAGACAUGGUAUCUCACAGUCAGGAUUUCUGUUGGCCAACACUCUUGUCUCUGUGAAACUUCCUACAUCAUUGCUUAUGCCUCAUGGUAUCAGUGACCGAGGAAUAUUAGUUAGGUCGACAGAAGAUAUGACUGUGUAUGGUCUCAACCAAGGAAAAUACUCAACUGAUGCUUUCUUAGCUCUUCCUACAUACAUACAAGGUCUACAAUAUGUUGUGCCCUCAUACAGUCAACUAUCAGCAUCACACCAAAGCCUGAUUGGUAUAGUAGGCAUUCACAACAAUACACAAGUCACAAUUGUAUUAGCUUCCUCUGCCAGUGAUGGCACUAAGUCCCAUAAUGCUGGUGCAAAUGUCACUUACACAAUAAAUUGGAUGGAAACACUGCAACUUCACGGAUAUGACCUGACGGGAAGCCGUGUUUAUUCAGACAAAACGGUUACAGUGUUUGGAGGACAUGAAUGUGCAAAUAUACCUGUAGACAAAAAUUCUUGUGAUCAUCUAGUGGAGCAAGUCCCUCCAAUAACAACACUUGGUAAACAUUUUGCCACAGUACCAUUAGCAACACGAACAGCAGGAGAUAGAUUUCGUGCAAUAGCAUCAAAAGAUGGCACCAACAUUACAAUUAAUGGGCAGUUGCAGGCAUCCAAUUUGCAAGCAGGACAAUUCCAAGAAUUCACAAUUUCUUCUACCACUUUCCUGUCAAUUGAAGCCGCUCAACCAAUACUACUAAUGCAGUACUCACAAGGCUCAACUGUUGACGGUACAAAUUCUGACCCAUUCAUGUUGAUGAUCCCUCCAGUUGAACAAUACAGAUCAAGAUAUAUCAUCAGUACACCACCAGAUCGGCCAGUACCAUUCAGUAACUACUUGGCAAUCAUUGUAACGGAUGACAAAAAGGAUGGACUGAGACUUGAUGAUCAACCAUUACCUUCUUCUAUCGUGUGGAACAAUAUUCCUGGUCAGACACUUGCAGGAGCUAAUGUACCAAUAUCGAUAGGAUCGCACACCAUCCAUCAUGUGGAUCAGAGCAACUUUGGACUGAGUAUAUAUGGUUUUGAAGAUUACGAUUCAUAUGGAUAUCCUGGAGGACUGCAACUGAAGGCACAGUGUGCUGUACAAACGCCUGAUCAGAUUACAGAUAUAGACGAGUGUGCUCUAAAUAAUGGUCGAGGUCCCUGCCAAUACGCGUGCACUAACACAUUUGGAUCAUUCCAGUGUUCUUGCCAACAAGGCUACUUCUUACAAGCUGAUCGAGUUUCAUGUCGUAAAUCUGCUCAGCAGUGUCUUUGUUCAAGCGAGGGCAAUGGCAUAUGCAUAAGCGGUGGGUUUUGUGAAUGUCGAGUAGGAUGGGGUGGUCUAACAUGCUCAGAUCCACAAUGUCAUCUUGUCAAUCAUUGCUCUGGCAAAGGAAAGUGCAUUGCACCCAACAAAUGUCAAUGCAACAGAUGGAUUAUUGGCUCAACAAAUCAACCAUCUAUAAUAGCAGGAGGUGACUACGAUAAUCUUGCUCCGAAACAAGACGACAUCGCAAAAACAAAAAUAGACUUCAAGUUUCACGUCUACUGUGCCACCUUCCAAAACCUAUCUGAAUGGAACGACUACGGCUGUUUCUGUGAUUUAUCUAAGACGGCAGACUUGGUAAUAGACAGACAACCAGUUGAUGAAACAGACAAGUGCUGUAAGGAACAUGAAAAAUGUUAUUCUGCUGCUCCAUCCAGUUGUGACUGUCACAAAGUACAAUCGUUUGCAUACAAUGCAGGAUGUAACGACUGGAAGUUAGAUAAAGGAUUCUGUGAAGAUGUGUUUCUCACCAGUCAAAAUAAUGAAUGCAAACGUUACUGUUGCCAGUGUGAUUUCACUGGGGCUGAAUGUCUUGCACACGGAAGAAACACAAAGGUAGACAAACUGUGGCACAAUUGGUUAGAUCCAACAAAAAGCCAAUGCAAUCAGAAAUGUGGAAAAGUGACAGGAUGUGACUGCAAACCAGAAUGUUCUGGCAAUGGAUUUAUUGACAGUGUGGGACGUGACUCAUUCUGUUUUUGCUUUCCUGGAUGGCAAGGACAAUGCUGUGACCAGCCUGACUGUUCAUGCCAUAAUUCUAACUAUCGAGACUGUUCAGGAAAUGGUGUUUGUAGAGCAGCAAUAGCAGACAAUAAUCCAUCCUGCACUUGCAGCCAAGGCUGGAGAGGACCUUGCUGUGACAGUAGAAUACCUGUGAGAAGGUCUGGUGACCCACAUCUAUCUACAGCUGAUGGACUUGAAUUUGAUUAUUUUGGCAUUGGAGAGUUCUGGGACUGCAGAAGCAAGGAGAAUGACUUUGGUGUACAGUUGAGGUUCUUUGGCUAUAAAACAACAUCCUUCACAGGUGCAGUCGCUAUCAAGACAGGAAACAUAACAACAACUAUCUACACACUCAACAAUUCUACUGGACAAACCUCUUUGCCCAAACUGAGGAUAAAUGGAACUCUACUGAAAGACAACUGGGCUGAUUAUCCCACAGUUCACACUAUUGAUUCAGAUUAUGUAAGACUCUAUGUACAACCAACAAGAGCUAACGGUUCUGUGGUGCAGUAUCUCUUCCAAUUCAAUUCUGGUGCCACAUAUACAGUAGAUGUUCGAUACAGCAGCAUGCUGCAAAGACAGUAUAUUGACACAGAAAUAAGACUAGUCGCAUCCUUCCUACGUCAGACAGAGGGUCUGUGUGGGUACAUGGAUAACAAUUUGGAGUAUGAUUUGGUUACUCCUGAUGGUAGACAACUGACCGAUACAACAGCCUUUGCAGAAUCCUGGCGUGUUGAUCUCAGUGUUUCCAACAAGGGAGAUGGAUCGUGGUCAUGGUCAUACUCAAAUUUCCAUCCAGAUGACCCACUUGAUUCUUCCUAUACCAACCCAUACCACAGAACUGUGUAUGGAAUAGACCAGCUAGACGCAACUGAGAGAAUGAAAGCAGAAAAAGAAUGUGCUUCACUUGCUUUACAAGGGAAGCUUCUCACUGAUUGCAUUCUGGAUAGAGGGUUGACUAGAGAUAGAACAGUUUUACAGCAGCAAGCAUUCCAACAAGGAAAAUGUCCAAAUGAUUGCUCCAACCGAGGACACUGCAGCAACGAAUCAUGUAUAUGUAUAGACAGUUGGAUGGGUGAUGACUGUAGCCAAGGUGGCUGUGACAAUUGUCCAUCAAACAGUCAGUGUAUUAAUGGCUUCUGCAGAUGUAAUUUUGGCUAUGUUGGACCAUUUUGCUCAAAAGCUACCUGUGAGAUGAUUAAUAACUGUACCAAUACAACACAUGGACUGUGCAAAGCUCCUAACAUUUGUCAAUGUAACCCAGGCUACUUGGAUGCCGACUGCAGUAUAUCAGCGUCGUGUUCUCAUAAGUGUUCAUAUCAAGGCACUUGUCUAGGAGAUGAAAAGUGCCUCUGCUAUUUUGGGUGGGGUGGACUUACUUGCAGUAACAAAACAUGUGAAGCCUUAGCCAACUGUUCUGGUCGCGGCACCUGCCGUUUAGAUGGAACAUGUCAGUGCAAUGCAGGCUGGCAAGGAAGCUCGUGUGAACUUUUUAGCUGCGACAAAGUCAAGAACUGUUCUGGCCAUGGAGACUGCAUUGAUAGAAACAAAUGUAGUUGCCAUGUUGGUUACACAGGAACGGAUUGCAGCACACUCGCCUCGUGUCCAUCAAAACAAAAUUGUAACGGCAAUGGUGUGUGUAUAAAUGCAGACACGUGUCUCUGUUACUCUGGAUACUUUGGUGACGAAUGUGAGACUUUUGAAUGCAGUAAAGGAUGCUCAGGUCGCGGCACUUGUGAAGCACCGGAUAUCUGCUCUUGCAUACUUGGCUGGACUGGAUCAGAUUGCUCGCUACCAUCAUGCGAAAAACUACAUUAUUGCUCAGGUACAGAUCACUAA
This is a messenger RNA of Corticium candelabrum, 3981 nucleotides long. Its product is annotated as IgGFc-binding protein-like. Gene Ontology annotation, biological process: arachidonate secretion; phospholipid metabolic process. The transcript has 14 exons. The coding region runs from base 1 to 3981 and encodes 1326 amino acids. The record is from RefSeq and is a predicted model, not a curated record. Gene Ontology annotation, molecular function: A2-type glycerophospholipase activity; calcium ion binding. NCBI's taxonomy places the organism in Eukaryota, Metazoa, Porifera, Homoscleromorpha, Homosclerophorida, Plakinidae.